Molecule: messenger RNA, 774 nt
Organism: Ostreobium quekettii
Lineage: Eukaryota; Viridiplantae; Chlorophyta; Ulvophyceae; Bryopsidales; Ostreobiaceae
Source: the annotation of a GenBank genome assembly
AUGGUGCCGGCAAACGGCUCCCGGCGGGGCAGGGGGGGGUCGCAGGCGGCCGGGGCGGCUCAUUACAACCAGCAGAUGGCGCGAUUCGGUAGCUUAGGGGGUGGGUACGCCCCGGGGCCCCCCAAGUAUUUCUCGAUCGACGUGGAGUGCGUGGCCACGGGCACGGACCACAACGCGCGCGGCGUGGGUCAGAUCUCGCUGGUGGACGAGUACGAGCGCGUGCUAUUGAACAUCUACGUCAAGCCGGAGGCACCCGUGGCGUCCUACCUGUCGCCGCUGACGGGCCUGAGCAGGGAGGUGUUGGAGAAGCACGGCGUGCCGCUGGCGACGGCGAUGCAGUACCUGCGGAGCUACCUGCCGCCCUACGCCGUGCUGGUGGGGCAGAGCAUCGGGAAGGACGUGGGCUGGCUGUCGCUGCGCGAGGGCGUGGACUUCGAGUCGAUGGUCGACCUGGCGGGCCUGUACAGGAUCUGGAACGCCGCUUACAACAGCGUGUCCGUGUUCUCGCUGGACCACCUGGCCAAGGUGCUGCUGGGCUACAACAGCGCGGGCGGCACGCAGCCGCACAACGCCGUGAGCGACGCGCUCAAGUCGAUGCAGCUGUUCAACUACUACCGCCAGGUACGCAACGUGGCCGGCAUGUGGAAAUCCGUGGAGGCUGCUCUGCUGGCCGCGCCUGUGGAUGAGUCGUUCGCAAAGAGGCACCCAUGCUUCGAGGGCGUGUGCAUGGGAAACCGGAAGAAGUGCACGUGCGGGGCACCCUUCCUGGGAUGA